AUGGCCACCUUCUUUGGGUCUCCACCAUUUCUUUCCCAUCCACUAACAAGAACUAACUUUUCUUCAUCAUCACAACCACCUCCUCCUCCCACCCCACCUAUCCCACCAUCACAGCCAAAUCCAUCUCCACAGCUAAGUACAAGUUCAUCUGAGCAACCACAAGCACCAGCCUCAGUUGAAGUGCAACAGCAAAAGCCAAAUAAACCUGCUGGCACUUCUGCUACCAAGGUUGACACCACUGACUGGAUAGCUUCCACGUUAACUAGGCGGUUCGGCCUUGGUGCUGGCCUAGCAUGGGCAGCCUUUCUUGCAGUUGGUGUGGUUUCAGAACAAGUUAAGACCCGCCUAGAAGUCUCCCAGCAAGAAGCAAAUACAAGAAAUGUCGAGAAGGAAGAGGAGGUAGCUUUGCCUAAUGGCAUAAGGUACUAUGAGUUGAAAGUAGGCGGAGGAGGGGCUUGUCCAAAGCCAGGGGACUUGGUGGUGAUUGAUCUCAAGGGGAAAGUUGAAGGGAGUGGAGAAGUGUUUGUUGAUACAUUUGGUGGUGACAAAAAGCCAUUGGCUUUAGUAAUGGGGUCAAGGCCUUAUAGCAAGGGAAUGUGUGAAGGUAUAGACUACGUUUUGAGAUCAAUGAAGGCUGGAGGCAAAAGGAGAGUUAUAGUUCCUCCUAAUCUAGGGUUUGGAGAGAAUGGUGCAGAUUUAGGCAAUGGUGUGCAGAUUCCACCAUUUGCAACUCUUGAGUACAUUGUCGAGGUUGAGAGAGUUUCUAUUGCACCAGCUUAA
Messenger RNA from Dovyalis caffra, 780 nucleotides. Lineage: Eukaryota; Viridiplantae; Streptophyta; Magnoliopsida; Malpighiales; Salicaceae. The record is from the annotation of a GenBank genome assembly.